UCGCGGCUUCAAGGAAGGGGUGCGUGCGCGUCGCCACAUUGUAUAGGUCCUCCCGAAGGGUGACGAGGUGCGUGGUGAGCUUGCGCGAUACGGGUGGCAUAGUGCUCCAACGCUGACGGCUUCGGGCAAGGAGUCAAUGGGGGCGCAGUGAGUCGAGGCGCCCUGAUCUGGCCUAAGAUAGGCAUCGUACAGGCCGUUGCGUCAUAGGCGCUGGGCGCUUAUAAGGUGGAUCUGCACUGCGCCAAGCUCAUUCACAAGUCGUGCAAACCACCUUGACGAACGGUACCCCACCGACUACCAUGUCAUUCGUACCCAACUCUGUCGAGCUACCAGCCCUGCCCAAGGCCGCGCACAGUCCUGCGGGGGAUCGCGUUAUAUCCAGGCAACCUACUCCCUCAAGCGGCAUGUCUGUCAGCGGUUCCUUUGCGAAAGCAGGCAGUCGCCAAUCCGGACAGGAGGGCGUCAUGAGGCAACGCGGAGGAUGCAUACCAUGCCCGGAUGGAUCUAUAUGCUACAUCAUCCCAAUACCCUGUUGCUGCUGUCCUUAGACGAUAUGCUUUCAAGCUGGUAUCAAGCUCGCCGUCUCGUACCCAUUAAUAUGUAUACCCAACCUAAUGAUGGCUGUGACUGUAGUUUUCUUUUUCGACUUUUCCUGC
Messenger RNA from Schizophyllum commune H4-8, 656 nucleotides. RefSeq lists its product as uncharacterized. NCBI's taxonomy places the organism in Eukaryota, Fungi, Basidiomycota, Agaricomycetes, Agaricales, Schizophyllaceae. The coding region runs from base 300 to 548 and encodes 82 amino acids. The record is from RefSeq and is a predicted model, not a curated record. The transcript has 2 exons.